Diabrotica balteata is the source of this 1580-nucleotide messenger RNA. Lineage: Eukaryota; Metazoa; Arthropoda; Insecta; Coleoptera; Chrysomelidae. The record is from the annotation of a GenBank genome assembly.
UGUAGUUUCAGCUGACUUCGUGUAGUGAGUUCUGAGUAAGAGUAGUAGUACGGCCGGUUCUAAGGUAGGCGGUUCGUUGUGUGGUAGUAUGCCAACCGGUUGGAAAAAAAUCUGUUUUUCAAUCUUUAGUUGUUAAUAGAAUGAAAUCGUGAGUUUGUGACAAAUUUUAAUAAAAAUUGUAAGUUAUUAAACCGUCAAAGUGGCGACCAACACGGGAUCUCGAACUCGCAAGGAUAAUAUGCUCAAAUUUCUUACCCAUAAAUUAAGAACUCAUUCUAUUAAUGAGGAUAAUUACGUUGGAAAGGCCGAUGAAGACCAUGAUUCGGGUACAGAAUCAGAUGAAGAAAUUGAUGCCCCGGUAUCAGCAUCCUGUUCAGAACGCGUUUGUAACGUAUCACCAGCAGACACAGGAUGUUCGAUGGAAAGUCCAGCUCCUGAUCAACACGAUGCUCACAGCUCCGAAGAAGAGUUGGAAGUUAUCAAUAGCAAUAGUAAAAUGAGACGAUCAACGGCACCUCCGAGGCCGUUGAGGGCUGCAUCGGUUUGUCUAGCUGAAAAACGAAAGUGGUCUCAAAUUGGAGAUGCGCAGAAUCGAAGGUAUACUCCCGAAAACGAAGAGAACAUGUCCCAAUAUAGUAAUUUAUCUCCGUCUCCUUGUUCGCCGUUCCAUAUAAAAUGUUGUAGCGAAGACGGUGGACACCAUAUUGAACAUUCCGGUUCGUCGGACGAUGAGGUGCACCACUUCUUGUACACACGGGCUACUCCUGUACAGUUCCGCACGUCACCUCCUUUAGAAGCGGUAAAACCUGAACGAAGAUCAAUUGUAACGAGCAAGGGUCGGUCGAUGAGCCCGCCUGCCAAACUGCUUCACUAUGAAGAUUCACCAAGAAAAAGAACCAAGCACAUGAAACAUGCACAUAUCCAGAGGCCAUACCUUGAUUUUGAAAAGAUGCAACAGAUGAAAACCAGGUCAGUAACCGCCUGGCGCCAUACCGCUGACCACACAGGAGAGCUGUCAGUUUACUGUUGGUGAGAUCAGCUUAAGGGGCGAACUCCAUCGCCCUCCGACUUAAGUAAAAUCCCCAUGGAGGGCUGCAGUUCGUCAUCCUCAUCAUGGCCUGAUAAUCCUUCAUAGUCUACAAAUUAACUCUAACCGAAACUAAAACUACUAAAGAAUUGCUGCAUAGAAGCACUGAAUUGGUACACGUGGUUUUUGGACCGAUGGUUUUGGAUUUGGGUAGUUGACAUAGACUGGAAUACUUCAAAUGGAAUAGACAUGCGUUGAAGAUCUUACGUCGAAAGCAUUUCGCAAACUAUAUAGUUUUGUAAUUUUAUAUGGACUCAUUAAUUGCAAUAAAUAUUUUCCACUAAAAUUUGAAGGCAGAAUACAGGAAUGGUACUAAAACGGGUACAACUCUCAAGAUUUCGUAAAUAACUCAACAAGAUGUUCCUAAAUACUCGGCUAGAAAUCAAGUGAAUAUACACUGAAUAUAGUUUGAACCAAAUAGUAAUGCCCGGUUUCACAAACUAGUGUUAAUUGCACACUUAAUAAUGCACAGUUAACUGUGACAGCUAUUAUU